UGACAUGACAGUUCCAGAUGGUCAGUGAUCAUAAUCAAUUUUAUUCGUUCAUUUUUUCAAAAUAAAUAAUGCGACAUAGUAGGCCAUUAAUUUGAUAGUAAAAGUGAUAUAUAUGUAAAAUUUUAACCGCAAGUGCCAACAGCAAUAUUAAUUUUUUCUUGCUAUUACUUAUUUCGGAUGAAGUCAGCUGACGAAUAUAAACAAAGGGAAUGUUAAUAGUUAAGUGUUAAAAGAAUUGCUGAAAGUGCCUGUGAUUUAGUUUUAAGCAUAAUGGAUGUUGACGGUUCAGCUGGCGAGAUAAGUCAGAAUCUUGGAGAGAUAGAUCAAAACCUCCUCCUGCAGUUUAGUUGUAUGAACACUACUGAUAGAGAAGAGCUCAUAAGUCAAAUGCAGAGACUUUUAGGUCCCACUUUGAACUAUAAUACAGCUAGUUUUUUCUUGGAUAUGAGCAAUUGGAAUUUGCAAGCAGCAAUAUGUUGUUAUUUAGAUUAUAGUAUACCUACAAAGCUUCCAUCAAUGUCAUUGAAAGCAGCUCAAAAUCAAGAAUCUGCAGUUGGACCAUCAACUUAUUUUGAACAAAAUUGGAGUAUUGCUAACACAGGAACUGAGGCAUGGCCGGGUAGCUGUAGGUUAAUUCAAGCGGGUGGUGAACCUUUGGGAGCAGUACCACUUUAUGUACCACCUUUGCUUCCCGGACAUUCCACAAACGUUAGCAUGAAACUGUUAGCACCAAGUGUUGCCGGUGUACACCGAGGCUACUUCCAUUUGAUUUCAGAUAAAGGGGAACAAAUUGGAGAUACAUUAUGGGUAGAAGUAACAGUAGAAUCUGAAGUGACAAUGGCUCUAGCUGAGCAGAUGGCCGCCUUACCAGUACCUAGUAGUAGAUUGGACGAUACAGUACCUCAGGCAACACCACAAGAUGACAAAAUGUGUUGAUAUGGAAGUCACUAUCACUUCUGCAAUAUUGAUACAAAGAAAAUGUCGAUACUACUUCCUCCAUAAAAUUAGUUUUUUUUUUUUAUAAUUUGUAAUUUAAAUUAAAUAUUUUGCUACUCAUCAUGAUGUUACAGAAAUGCAAUAAUAUAGUAGUCUCAAUGUAAGAAGAAUAAGACUUAAAAACAAUGGUAUAAUGUACAAAUGUUGUAAUACUUAUAAAGUAACUCUAAGAUGAGAAUCAUGAAUUUAUUAUUGUUGUGACAUUUACAAAUUGUAUAAUAAAUAAAAUAGAAACAAAUUUAUUAGCAUCACUUAGUUGUAGGUAUGAAUUGCCAUUAUUUGAUAAUAAUUAUGGGGGUUUUAUUUUGUAGUACUAUUUGACUUUUAAUUUGAAUAAAAUUAAUAUUUCA
Messenger RNA from Melitaea cinxia (Glanville fritillary), 1346 nucleotides. RefSeq names its product protein ILRUN. Gene Ontology annotation, molecular function: protein binding. Lineage: Eukaryota; Metazoa; Arthropoda; Insecta; Lepidoptera; Nymphalidae. The coding region runs from base 271 to 936 and encodes 221 amino acids. The record is from RefSeq and is a predicted model, not a curated record. The transcript is spliced from 5 exons.